Megalops cyprinoides (Indo-Pacific tarpon) is the source of this 1575-nucleotide messenger RNA. RefSeq names its product steroid 21-hydroxylase (gene cyp21a2). Gene Ontology annotation, molecular function: heme binding; steroid 17-alpha-monooxygenase activity; iron ion binding. Gene Ontology annotation, biological process: hormone biosynthetic process; progesterone metabolic process. Lineage: Eukaryota; Metazoa; Chordata; Actinopteri; Elopiformes; Megalopidae. The coding region runs from base 1 to 1575 and encodes 524 amino acids. The record is from RefSeq and is a predicted model, not a curated record. The transcript is spliced from 12 exons.
AUGCCAGGGUAUGUGACAAUGGUGGGAAUGGGGGCAGUACUAAUACUGUUUGUGCUGUGGAUGGUACUGGUCUAUCACUCUAGACGGACACACAGACAGACAGACCACAAGCUAUUUUCUCAGUCAAAAGCUGUUGGCUCUGGACUCCUGUUCUCUCUCCGCCAGUUUUUCUCCCGCUUUCUCUCCCCCUCACUCCCUGGCCCCCCGUCGCUCCCUUUCCUGGGAAACAUGUUGGAACUCACACGAGACCACCUCCCUAAUCACCUGACUUCCCUGGCUCACCGUUAUGGCAGCAUCUACAGGCUCAGCUGCGGCAACACCACCAUAGUGGUGCUGAGCAGUGCAGAGACGAUCCGAGAGGCGCUAGUGAAGAAGUGGUCAGACUUCGCCGGGAGACCGCACUCCUACACUGGUGAUAUUGUGUCAGGUGGCGGGUGCUCCAUCUCUCUGGGUGACUACAGUGAAGAGUGGCGCACACAUCGACGCCUGGCCCACAGUGCUUUGCAGCGCUGCUGUGCACAGUCUCUGCAUCGUGUCAUCGAGAGGCAGGCUCUCAGCCUCAGGCAGGUUCUGCUGGGCUACAAUGAGACCCCUGUGGAUCUGUCAGAGGACUUCACUGUCGCUGCCAGUAAUGUCAUCACUACUCUGGUUUUUGGAAAAGAGUAUCAGAAGACCUCUGCUGAGCUACAGCGUCUGCAUGGCUGCUUGAAUGAGAUUGUGUCUCUGUGGGGCUCUCCCUGGAUCUCUGCCUUGGACUCCUUUCCACUGCUCAGGAAAUUGCCCAACCCCCCUUUCUCCCGUUUACUGAAAGAGGUGGCCAGGAGAGAUGACAUCAUUAGAUCACAUCUGCAAGAAUAUAAGGUGCAGUGUCAUACUGAAGGAACAGGGGGCGCCAUAACGGCCUCCCUCCUCCAGAGUCUGGACCAGCCACUAGGGGUGACAGAGAAAGUGGCACUGACAGAAACUCAUGUUCACAUGGCUACAGUGGACCUGCUCAUUGGCGGUACAGAGACCACUGCUGCCUGGCUGUGCUGGACUGUGGCCUUCCUGCUACACAGACCUGAAGUACAGAGCAGAGUGUACACUGAACUGUGUACAGUGCUGGACACACGAUACCCACAGUACAGUGACAGACUCAGGCUGCCGUGUCUAUCUGCCCUGAUCAGCGAAGUGCUUCGACUCAGACCUGUGGCUCCACUUGCAGUUCCUCACCGUGCCACUAGAGACAGCAGUAUUGCAGGUUAUUUUAUACCGAAAGACACCAUUGUUAUCCCCAAUCUGUAUGGCGCUCAUCACGACCCAGCAGUUUGGACCGACCCCAACACUUUCAAACCAGAACGUUUUUUGGAUGGAGGAAUGGCUUCCACUCGUACUCUACUGCCAUUUGGAGGCGGAGCUCGACUGUGCCUUGGGGAGUCCAUUGCCAAAAUGGAGCUCUUCCUGUUCACUGCCUACCUGCUGCGUGACUUUCAGUUCCUUCCCCCUGGAAAGGAUUCCUUGCCUGACCUGACAGGGAUAGCCAGUGUGGUGCUCAAAGCCAAGCCAUUUCAAGUCAUAGUGCGUCCACGACCUUGA